Molecule: messenger RNA, 3237 nt
Organism: Diabrotica balteata
Lineage: Eukaryota; Metazoa; Arthropoda; Insecta; Coleoptera; Chrysomelidae
Source: the annotation of a GenBank genome assembly
GCCGUGAAACUAGAAAGUGUUCAUCCAACAAGGACGAGGUACUUAGUUGUUGUCUCAAGGAUGGGAGCGAGAGGAGAAGAAUCGUGUCUUUUAGGCAUCGAUUGCAACGAAAGAACUACCGUUGGUCUAGUCCUUAGAGUGCUGGCUAACACUCAGAUCACUUUAGAUGGAGAUGGAGGCUUCAGCAUUAGCGUCUGUGAUAGGCAUCAUAUAUUCAAACCAGUUUCAGUUCAAGCCAUGUGGUCAACGCUGCAGACUCUCCACAAGGUGAGCGCCAAGGCUCGCGAACAGAACUACUUCCAAGGAGGACUGACCCAUUCUUGGGUGGAGUAUUAUGAGAACCGGAUUGAGUCUGACCGUUCCUGUCUUAACGAAUGGCACGCCAUGGAUAACUUAGAGUCUAAGAGACCACCCUCGCCGGAUUCCGUUAGGACCAAGCCCACCGAGAGGCAGCAGGCCGAGAAGGUGAUCAGGGCCACCCUCAAGGAGAUUAUGAUGACGGUGGACUUGGAUGAGGUCACUAGCAAGGCGAUACGGACCCGGCUUGAGGAAGAGCUCGAUAUGGAUUUGGGCGAGUAUAAAUCUUUCAUCGACGAAGAGAUGCUAAUAAUUCUUGGCCAGAUGGAUGCUCCAACGGAAAUUUUCGACCACGUCUACCUUGGUUCGGAAUGGAAUGCGUCCAAUUACGAGGAAUUACAGAGGAAUGGAGUUGGACACAUUUUAAAUGUAACAAGGGAGAUCGACAACUUCUUUCCUGGCACCUUCGACUACCUUAACGUCCGAGUAUACGACGACGAAAAAACCGACCUCCUGAAACAUUGGGAUGAUACCUACAAAUACAUUACAAAAGUUAGAGAUCAAGGCUCCAAAGUGCUGGUUCACUGUAAAAUGGGCGUCAGUAGGUCCGCAUCAGUUGUCAUAGCGUACGCUAUGAAAGCUUAUAAUUGGGACUUCGACACGGCACUGAAACACGUCAAGGACAAGAGGAGUUGCAUUAAACCGAACACCAGUUUUCUGCUGCAGCUCGAAACUUACCAGGGUAUUUUGGACGCCAUGAAGAACAGAGAGAAGCUACAGAGAUCAAAGUCUGAAACCAAUCUCAAAUUGCCCGGUUCAAAUGGAAAAAGUGAAAAAGUUGCAGGAAAUGAACCGGCCCCAGUCGCUCAGCCUCUUUCAAAAUCAUACAAUAUCGAAAGCACAAUGUCCGGCCAAGAAUUGAGGAACAUGGGAUCCCGCCCAAAGUCUUGGUCCCCGGACAACAUCUUAACCAGAGAAAUGGUAGAAGCAGCUAAAUCUCCUCUUUCUAUAUCGCUAGAAGAUGUUAGCCAAAAGUCAGCAUCAAAAGAAUCCAUGAAGGCAAUCGAAUCAAAAUCCUCCCUUGCCAGACAUGUCUUAAUGCCUUGUGAUAAUGGUGAAACGUACAGCGUUUCUCCAAACCAAAUAGUUCACUUACCUGAUACUAACUAUAGAAACGAAAAGAAAAAUUUAGUCCUGGAUCUCGCGAGCCAGUUCGAAAGAGCAGAGCAACAAAACUCGGGAGAAGAGCUAGUGAAGAGUAAAGUCAAAAUGGAAACGUGGGAUCCCGGUGAAGAGAUGGACAGCAAAACGUCUUGCUGUGAACUUUCAAGCGAAACCUGUGAUGAAUCAAAUUUUAGUGUAAUAAGUGAAAAUCAAACGGUGUGGACUUCUUCCACUGUAGUUAAAACUGAAAGUGCUGUGCCCGUUAGUUGUAGUAAUAGUUUAGUGAAAAUUUCUGACUCUAGCAAAGCAAAGACAUCGCACAGAGAAAUCAGUGAUCCUUUUUCUAACCAGCUGGAUCGCGUCUUUGACCGCGAAGAGAAAAAGCAGUUGCGAAUGUCUACAGUACCCGUGAUCUCUUCUCCCGAGCUCUCUAACGACGAUAAGAUACAUCGGGAGAGCCCCUCUCGGCAAAGUUCUUGGAGUUCCUACGAUUCGGCGGUAGCGCUGGGGUUUCAAAAUGAAGCGUCUGAAUUAUCCAGACACAGUUCGUGGGGUUCGGGAGAUACGCGCACUCUCCCAAGUCGAAACAGUUCCUGGGGAUCCUACGAUAUGCAGCCCAGAGGUCCGGUACACUACAUAAACGAAAAAGGGGAGAAGGUAACACACAGCAACUCGGACUCGAUCGAAAAUGGUUUUCCGUUCGACAAAGAUCAUGGUCACUGGCAGACUGGUACCGUUAAGAGAUCCAAACAAAGAUAUCUGGAAAGUUCCUCAAGGAAACCCAGCAGCAGCGGGGAUAGUCGGACUAGUAGUUGCUUCUCUUUGGCCAAGACACCCAGUUCCGAAACCCUACUCGAUGAUGUGGACGUCGACGUGGCGGAAGCGUUUAACAAAAUACUGGUUGACGAUUCUAUUAUAUCUAGUGCCAUAUCGGACAAAAUAGACAUUCCUAAAGACGAGCAUAAAAUGCCUGCUGUUAGGUCUAGAUUGUCCCGAAGUGCUCCCGAGCCUUCCUCGAUGGAACUUAUCGCACAAGGUGAAUCUUUGUCUCGGUCGGCUUCAAAUGUUUCUAAAGAAAACUCAAAUUCGGUUAUAAGUACAGCACAGUGUUCGUCAGUAAAACAGCAUAGAACUUUCUUGGAAAACCUGCACAACUCCCAUGACUUUAGUAACGUAACUAAGAAAGACGAUCUUCUAGAUAGCGCCAAUGCUUCGGGUAAAGUUAAGAAUUUAAAGAAGGAAUUCGAAGCCAAAUCAAGUACAAACACCGAUCAAAUCGACGUCCCGGAAAAUCUGUGCAAGAACAAAGUCAGUAGUCUGCCGUCUUCUCCUCUUAGCGUUCACGUAGCAAAAGACAAAAAGCCCGAAAACAAGAACUCCUCCAGUGACGACAUCAAUCUCAAGAGUCUCAUAGGUAUCUUCGAGAACAACGUGGAUGGUGUUCAAGUAAACCGUAGACAAAAAUUUGCCAACGCCGGACCUUUCUCGCAGAACCGCAAUGGUCGUUACUCCUGCAUCGAAGUAUCUGUGGACAAAACGCCUCGCAUUGUCCCUCUCAUCUCCAAUCUUAACAGGAACGGUUCCGUCGUCGACAAAAGCGACGACAAGCGCCCGCCAAUCGUACCAGUGGUAAGGACGGCGUCCCCAGGCUUGAUGGUGGCCGCUACGGUUAUAACGGCCGCUAAGAAAAAGCAGCAGCAGUACGGGAAGAGCCAUCCGUUAGCCAGAUUGAACAUCAAACCCAGACACAACAAUACACUCUACAAUACCAUGUAA